AUGUUUGAUGUCAGUCACAUCUCACAGGAUGAACACAUGAGGACGCAGUUGAACAAAUACCAUACUUCUGCAGUUGUGAAUAGCUUUCCUUUUCCAAUUUCAGUUGGACUACGCCCUGAAGUACGUCUACGUGCCUUACAAUCUGUCUGUGAAUGGUCGCGAUUCGAAGAAGAUCAUCAGUGCGAAGCAGACGACCUAUUCAACGAUUGGCAGAAACUAUCAACUGAUGUAUAG
Molecule: messenger RNA, 234 nt
Organism: Angiostrongylus costaricensis
Lineage: Eukaryota; Metazoa; Nematoda; Chromadorea; Rhabditida; Metastrongylidae
Source: the annotation of a GenBank genome assembly